AUGGAUUCGGAAACAUAUCAUCUCAUCUGGCACAUCGCGUACAUUGCCAUCAUGAUCCCGAUCGUAAUCGGCAACGGGUUGAUUCUGAUCAGCAUCGCUCGGUUUCCACGCCUGAGGACAAACAUGCAUCUGCUGAUCGGGAACCUGGCCGUGUCGGACCUGAUCGUGGGCGCCCUUCUAAUCCCUUACAGCUUAAUCACCAGGGAGUACGUUAACCGGAACAUGUACAUCUGCUUCGGGAAGCUCUGUCUGUUUGUUUUCAGUCUUGGGUCCUCCUGCUACAACCUUAUGCUCAUAUCCCUAGAGCGGUUCGUCUCCAUCACGUUUCCCUUACACUGUAAGACUUACAUGACGUUGCCGCGGUUGGGUGCAUUGAUUGCGUUCGGGUGGGCGAUAACGUUGUUUAACGGAACGUUACCAAUGUACGGCUGGCAUAUAUACAGUGAAAACAACACACAGUGCGUCAGUGACACCUUGUGGACUCAGGCAUACAAACACAUGGUUAACUGGGAACUAAUUGUAUCGUUACUUAUAAAUUUCGCGUUGUAUUCUAUGGUUGCUAGGAUAGCGCUUAGGAAGGCCUGCGAUCGGACACAGAUCAAAGCGGGACUGACCGUCCACGCAAAAUAUGACCGUGACGUUCACCAGAUAUUGACGCUUGUCAUAGUUCUUGGUUUGUUUGCCAUUUGCUGGCUGCCGUACGCAGCUGUUGUCGUCAUUGUGACGUUCCAUGAGACGCCGACGUGGCAGUACGUCAGACGGUGUACGUUAAUUCCAGGUAUCAUCAAUUCCGCUGUGAACUGGGUAGUAUAUGGAUUUCGAAAUGAAGAUUUUAGAAAAGCGUUUAAAUCAAUACUGUCGUUCAAAAGAAACUCAGAAACAUCAGUUUCGUCCAGCCAGACGGCAUAA
Mya arenaria is the source of this 909-nucleotide messenger RNA. RefSeq names its product octopamine receptor 1-like. The coding region runs from base 1 to 909 and encodes 302 amino acids. The transcript has a single exon. The record is from RefSeq and is a predicted model, not a curated record. Gene Ontology annotation, cellular component: membrane. Lineage: Eukaryota; Metazoa; Mollusca; Bivalvia; Myida; Myidae. Gene Ontology annotation, molecular function: G protein-coupled receptor activity. Gene Ontology annotation, biological process: G protein-coupled receptor signaling pathway.